Messenger RNA from Adineta steineri, 756 nucleotides. NCBI's taxonomy places the organism in Eukaryota, Metazoa, Rotifera, Eurotatoria, Adinetida, Adinetidae. The record is from the annotation of a GenBank genome assembly.
AUGGCCGAAAUGGAUGUAUUACAAUCAAAGAUUAUCCAACAAAUCGAAGCUUAUUUAACUGAAGAUAAUCUUAGAAAUGAUUAUAAAUUAGCUAAAUAUGAACAUGAAAAUGAUGGUUGGAUACCAAUUGAAGAUUUAAAUCAAUUUAAUAAAUUAUCAACAUAUAAAUAUGAUACAAUUCUUAAUGCAAUAAAUUCAAAACGAUCAAAUAUUAUUGAAUUAAAUUUAUGUGAACCAAUAUGUAUACGUCGUCGACGUCAACCUUUAAUAGAAUCAACAUUUGAACAAAAUCCAUAUUUAUAUCAAACUGUUGUUGUUAAUGGUUUACCACGUGAUGUUAAACAUGAAGAAUUAAUGGAAUUUUUCAAUCGUUUUUAUCCUGUUUAUAAAAUCAAAAUGCUUUCAUCAACACGAACAACAAAUUCUUUUAGUGGAAAAAUUCAUGUGAUAUUUGAAAAAAGUCAAGAUGCUUUCACAUUUGUUCAAAGAUCAGAAUUUACAUCAAUUAUAUAUGUAAAUGAUUAUGUACUUCAAUUAUGUAAUGGUUAUACACUUGUCUGUAAAUUAUUAGUUGAUUGUGAUGAUCGAGAUCAACUUGAUUUAAUCAAACAAACAGAACAAUUACGUUUUCGUAAUGGACAAUCAUUUUCUCAUCGACUUGCCAGUUGUCCACUACGUGUUUCUUUCAAUACAAAUGUUUCAUUAUCAAAAAAUGAUGAUGGUAAUGAAUUAGUAUUUAUUUCAUUCAGAGAUGGG